Molecule: messenger RNA, 1653 nt
Organism: Orycteropus afer afer
Lineage: Eukaryota; Metazoa; Chordata; Mammalia; Tubulidentata; Orycteropodidae
Source: RefSeq, a predicted model, not a curated record
CCGCCUCGCGCUGGGACUGGGAGCGCUGCGGGAGGCACUGAGGUAGAGAAGGCACUGCGCUCGGGCUACCCAAUGCGUGGACUAUCUGCCGCCGCUGCCGGUGCAAUAUGCUGGAGCUCCAGAACAGCUAAACGGAGUCGCCACACUGCUGCCUGGGCUGGAUCGCCGCGCUGCCUUUCCUUAUGAAGAAGACACAAACUUGGAUUAUCACUUGCAUUUAUCUCCAACUGCUCCUAUUUAAUCCUCUCGUCAAAACUAAAGGGAUCUGCGGGAGUCGUGUGACUGAUGAUGUGAAAGACGUCACAAAAUUGGUGGCAAAUCUUCCAAAAGACUAUAAGAUAUCCCUCAACUAUGUUCCCGGGAUGGACAUUUUGCCUAGCCAUUGUUGGAUAAGUGAAAUGGUGAGACAAUUGACAGUCAGCUUGACUGAGCUUCUGAGCAAGUUUUCAAAUAUUUCUGAAGGCUUGAGUAAUUAUUCCAUCAUAGACAAACUUGUGAAGAUAGUGGAUGACCUCGUGGAGUGUGUGGAGGACCACUCAUCUCCGCAUGUAAUAAAAGGAUCUAAGAACCCAGAGCCCAGAUUAUUUACUCCUGAAGAAUUCUUUAGCAUUUUUAAUAGAUCCAUAGAUGCCAUCAAGGACUUUAGGGUGACAUCUGAAACUAGUGGUUGUGUGCUUUCUUCAACAUUAAGUCCUGAGAAAGAUUCCAGAGUCAGUGUCACAAAACCAUUUAUGUUACCCCCCGUUGCAGCCAGCUCCCUUAGGAAUGACAGCAAUAGCAGUAAUAGGAAGGCUGAAAAUUCCAUUGGAGACUCCAACCUACAGUGGGCAGCCAUGGCAUUGCCAGCAUUCUUUUCUCUUGUAAUUGGGUUUGCAUUUGGAGCCUUCUACUGGAAGAAGAAACAAUCAAAUCUUACAAGGGCAGUUGAAGACAUACAGAUCAAUGAAGAGGAUAAUGAAAUAAGUAUGUUGCAAGAAAAAGAAAGAGAGUUUCAAGAAGUGUAAUUGUGGCUUGUAUCAACACUGUUGCUUUCGUACAUUGGCGGGUAACAGUUCAUGUUUGCUUCAUAAAUGAAGCAGCUUAAAACAAAUUCAUAUUCUGUCUGGAGUGACAGACCGCAUCUUUAUCUGUUCUUGCUACCCAUGACUCUAUAAGGAUGAUUCAGAAAUUGGAACAAAGUGUUUUACUGUGAAACUGGCACUGAAUUAAUCAUCUGUAAAGAAGAACUUGCAUGGAGCAGGACUCUAUUUUAAGGACCUGGAGGAUUUGUGGUCUCAUUAAGGACUUAAGACUGGUGUUGGGAAAGAAAGCACGUGUCUCAGACAGUACACACCAUUUGCAUGCCUCCAGAAAUGUCUAAUUGCUGAAAAAAACACAGAGCUUUAUUUCUCAGCUAUAACCUGCAUCCGUAGUUAUCCUGGUCUCUGCAAGUAGAUGGUCAGCCUGGAUAAUGGGGGUAACAAUUUUUGUCUCAAAGGGAUCUAGAAAAAGAUUUAAAAAAACAAAAACUCAGUUGAAUCAGCCACUGUAUAAUACAGAAAGCAAUGGGAACUAAGUGAUAGGAGUAGGCAACAGGUCAGCCUUGUAGCUGCUGAUUAACGAUAGAGGUCUGAUUAUGAUCUCUUCCUGACAUAAACCAUGCUCAACCAUAUC